Messenger RNA from Sinocyclocheilus anshuiensis, 4083 nucleotides. RefSeq names its product apoptotic chromatin condensation inducer in the nucleus-like. The transcript is spliced from 17 exons. The record is from RefSeq and is a predicted model, not a curated record. NCBI's taxonomy places the organism in Eukaryota, Metazoa, Chordata, Actinopteri, Cypriniformes, Cyprinidae. Gene Ontology annotation, biological process: RNA splicing. Gene Ontology annotation, molecular function: RNA binding. Gene Ontology annotation, cellular component: precatalytic spliceosome; ASAP complex. Bases 28 to 3777 code for a protein of 1249 amino acids.
GAAGUUCGAGCGCUCGGGUGAAGCAAAAUGGCGGAAGUCGAGGAUGUAACGUUAGACGGCAAACCGCUUCAUUCGCUUCGUGUGGCGGAUUUAAAAGCCGCCCUGGAGCAAAGAGGGCUCGCCAAAAGUGGACAGAAAAAUGCACUUAUCAAACGGCUGAAAGGGGCUCUUAUGUUGGAGAAUCUCCAACGAACAUCUACCCAUCACAUUGGUCUUCAGCCCAACUCUCAGAUUGGAGAGGAGAUGAGUCAGAACAGCUUUAUAAAGCAGUACCUGGCCAAACAGCAGGAGCUCCUCCGACAGAGACUGGAGAGAGAAGCCCGAGAGGCCACUGAGGCAGAUGAGACACAGAGUCCUGCUGGCCCUGGGAAGGAUGAACACAUGUCAACCAAAGAUAGCACUUCUUUUCUGCCAGAGAAACAUCACAUCGUACACUCUCAUCUGUCCGCAACCCAGGCGGGUGGAGGAGGGUUGCCACAGGACCCUGGGUUAAUGGGAUCACAUAGGUUGGAUACAGGCCCUGUUCCAGUGUCACACGAGUCACCUGACACUAAAGCUGGAAGGAUAUGGCAUCCUUCUUUCCCUCCUGGCCACGAGGAGGUCGCAACACCCUCUCCUCCACGUGCAGUUGCCUCCUUGUCUGUGCGCGUGGUUGGACAACCUGAGCGUCAAGGCCUGCCUCUCAUGAUGCCCCGUUCACAAGAGAGAGAGGGAACUGCCCCGGUCGAAGCAGGUCCUGCCCAUUCAGUGUUGCAGCUCAGCCGUUCCGCGAGGGCUGCAGCUUGUGCUCAAGUUGAUAGUGAUGAUAAUGAUGAGGAUGAUGAGGAUGACAGUGAUGAUGAUGAUGAGUGGGGUCCUACCUCACAUGGGAAAAAGAGCAUCCGGACUCCUCCUGUUCACACUCCACCAGCUGCAGCCCCCCAACGAUCCCGCCGAAAGCUUCAGCCACCACAGCACAUCCCUCCCCAGCCUCAACCAGUCCACCAGCCGCCUCUGCAGCUCCGUCAACCUACUCCUCCCCCAUCUCCACCUCCAGAGCUGUCUUUCCCGCUGCCUGACACUCCCAAACAGAGCCCACGUGACCAAGAUGAGCCAGCAGACCUAGCAGAAGGUGCUGCUCCAGGGGCAGGCAUGGUCUCUCCUCCAUCCCUCAAAAGACAGGAGUCCAGCUCCAGUUCUAGAUCCAGCAGCCCAGAACCCCCAUCCACACGCAGACCUGGACCACUUAGCCUGCUGGUCCGCAAAAUGGAAUCUGAGGGUAUGUUUGAUGGUGCACAGAAGGUAGAGGUUGAGGGAGGAGAGAUGGAAGUUGAAAAGCAGGAAGAUGGUAAAGCAGAAGUGCAAGACUCGGCUCAGCAGCUUCUCGGGUCAGAGGUGUCUGUGUCAGUACCCACAAUGCCCCCUGCUCAACAAGAUGCUCAAGACUCUGAGUUGGAGAGAGAUGAGCAAAAAAGUGAGGAAAAAGAAAAUGAGAAAGUGGAUGAGACUUCUGCACCAUUCCAUUUGACGUCACCCACCACUUUCCCACCUAGAAGUCCACACAUUUUCUCAGAGGUUCCACCACCUGAUUCACUUACGUCAUCCUCCAAUCCUGAGCAGGUGUCAGUCCUCACAUCACUGAAGUGCUCUGAGGAUAUUGCUAUGGAGACAGAGGCCUCUACAACGAUUUCUGAAUCAAAACACGAGGAAGACAAAGAAGUGAAAGUUCUAGAGAAAAAGCCACCUAAACCAGCAGAAGAAAGUGAAAAGGCCCUAAAAUCGCCACACUCUACAUCUGAAGAAGGAGAAAUGGAUGAAACAAGAGACCGUUCACGGAGAGGAAAAGGUCAUGGACGACGCUCAUCAAUGCCAAGUCAGACACCAUCAUCUGACACCGAUUCAGAAUCAUCAUCCUCUCACUCUUCAAGCUCUCCUUCACAGGACAAAUCCAGCCCACCCAGCCAAAAGAAGGACGAGGAAGAGAACAGAAGAAAGGAUGUUCAAAAAGAAAAAAAGGCUCAAUCUUCAAGGGAGGUAAAGCAGGAAGCUCUCUCUGAGCCUGCAGGCCAAGUUGCUAUGGAACUGGAGAGCCGCUCUCAUUCAGAGAGUGCUAUGCAACAGUCUGACCACCAGGGGGCAGAUUCCAGCAACACCCGCCCAGAGGAGAGCUCCACCGUAAAAUCGUUUGCAGCCCGCAAGAUCUCUCUGACCAGUAAAACGGAAAUUGCGUCAUCUGAGGCAGAGCCAGUGGGUGGAGCCAGCAGGAAAAGAAGGUGGGGUUCUAGUACAGCAGUCACUGCCAAGAAGCCGUCAAUCAGCAUCACCACUGAAUCGCUGAAGACACUAAUUCCAGACAUCAAGCCCCUACAGGAGGCGGUGGUCGAACUGCAUCCAGAUGAGGGGCGUCUCUCUGGGGAUGAGGACUCAUCCGGGCCUCGUGAGCAAGAGGAACCAGAGGAGGAUCAGGGCCUCAUGAUCAGACGCACGGUGACACAGAUUGUUCCUCUUGAUGGACAUGAGAAUGGGCAGAAAGAAAUGGAGGAGGAGGAUGAAGAAGAAGAGCAGAAGUGGACUAAAGGAGAAACAGAAAAACAAAGGAAACAGGAGAGCUCCCCUGAUGCUUCCAUGGAAAUACAGGACGGCGAGUCCAAGAAAGUCACUCCCAGUGAUUCUUUGGUGCGCCGCUCCAUCAGUCAGCAGAAAUCAGGCGUGUCCAUAACUAUUGAUGAUCCCAUACGGACGGGUCGCCAGCUCUCUCCUCCUCGUGGAAAAACCUCCAACAUCAUACACGUCUACAACCUGGUGCGACCUUUCACCUUAGGGCAGUUGAAGGAGUUGUUAAAUCAGACAGGUAAAUUGGUGGAGGAGGGUUUCUGGAUCGAUAAGAUCAAAUCUCACUGCUAUGUCACAUACUCCACUGUAGGGGAAGCUGUGGCCACUCGAGAAGCACUGCAUGGUGUGAAAUGGCCUACAAGUAAUCCCAAAGUACUACGUGUGGAUUUUUGCGAGCAGGAUGAGUUGGACUUCCAUAAAGGUCUGGUGUCCAGUGCCCGCGCAGUUGAAGGUCAUGACCUUCACGCCUCAGGAACUUCAGCCCGCCCUGCCGCCCAUCACCCACUUCCACCUGCAAAUCACGAAAAAGAGAAGGAGCGAGAAAGAGAGCGAGAAGGAGGAGCUUUAGCUGUGAGAGAGCAGUGGGCAGAGAGGGAAAGAGCGAUGGAGAGGAGAGAGAGGACUCGUUCUGAGCGGGAGUGGGACCGGGAUAAAAUCAAGGACUUCGGGAAGGAUGACCGAGACAGAACGAGAAGGUCACGAUCGCGGGAGCGAAGACGCAGAGAGAAAGGCAAGAGCAAAGAGAAGAGAACAGAGAAGAAAGAUAAACCAGAAGAGCCUCCUGUAAAGCUUCUUGAUGACCUGUUCCACAAAACUAAAGCAGCUCCCUGUAUAUACUGGUUACCCCUCACAGAUGAACAGGCGACACAAAGAGCUCUGGAGCGUGCUGAGCGCAUAAAGGAGCGAGAGAAGAGGAGGAAGGAACUCCAGGAGGAACAGGACAAAAAACAAGAAGAACGGAGAGAGCGAGCAAAAGGACGUGACCGAGAGGGUGGGAAUGCAGGUGUUGUGAGACGUUCAACUGAGGGGGAGAGAGACAGAGGGAAGGAAAGAGAGAGAGAAAGGGGCAGAGAGGCAGAAAAGAGGAGAGACAGCCACAGAGUCUACGGUAGCGACUCCAAAACUGCAGGGGGGAGCAGACGCUCACAGAGCCGUAGCAACACCUCCAGAGACAGACGACACUGAGUGCACGAGUGUGGAUGUGUGUGAGAUGGGUUUGUAAGAUCAGAGUCGUCAGCACAUGAUGACAGCUCCAAGGAUGAUGAAUGCAUGAUGGAUAGGUCACCCAAAAAAUUAUUGUCAUCAAUUCACCCUCAUGUCAUUCCUAAAUUGAAAUUUUUUUUUUAUGGAAAACAAGGUGUUUAAAAAAAUUAUUCCGCUUUUUUGUCCAUACAGUGAAGUCGAAAUAAAACUGGAUCCCAUUGACUUUAUUUGUAUUUUUUUUAUUUUUUUUUACCUGUUUCAUGUUUUGUUUCAUUGAAGAAAUAGGUU